Messenger RNA from Aureobasidium vineae, 906 nucleotides. The record is from the annotation of a GenBank genome assembly. NCBI's taxonomy places the organism in Eukaryota, Fungi, Ascomycota, Dothideomycetes, Dothideales, Saccotheciaceae.
AUGGCCAUAGGAUCGACUGGCUGCGUGGCCUACAACCCAUCGCAAAGAACAGCGUACGGAUAUGUGCCUUCGCUGGCUGCUGGCAUUGUGUAUUGCGUCCUCUUUGGAUUGUCUAUGGUUGCGCAUACCUUCCAGGCCAUCAAGACAAGAGCGCUGUGGAAUCUGGUCUUUGCCGUCGGUUGUUUGACUGAAGUACUGGGCUGGGCUGCCCGAACCUGGUCGAAUGAAUGUCCUUACAAUGCAAACGCCUUCUUGAUGCAAAUCUGCACAUUGAUCAUUGCACCCACUUUCUUCACCGCCGGAAUCUAUGUCAUCCUUGGACGUAUGAUCGCCAUUGCUGGGCCUGGAGUUUCACCCAUCGGACCUAAAUGGUAUCUUUGGAUCUUCUGUACUGUCGAUGUCAUCUCUCUUGUGGUACAAGCAAUAGGUGGUGGGAGUGCCGCUGUGGCUUUCAACAGUAGCCCGCCAGGUAACACCAAGGUCGGCACCAACAUCAUGGUUGCUGGUAUCGACUUCCAACUGGCUUCGGUCGUCAUCUUCAGCGUUCUGUUCUUCCUUUUCCUCUACAGAGCAUCCACUAAGCUCGGCCUUCCUGCUUUCAAGAACGACAGGAACAUGAAGCUUCUUGUCCUCGUCACCUCAUUCUCCAUUCUUCUUAUCAUCAUGAGAAGCAUCUACCGUACAAUCGAGCUCGCUGGCGGAUGGACCGGACAUGUCAUCGAGACCGAGAGAUACUUCAUCGCCCUCGAUGGUGCACCCAUGGCGGCUCUUGUCAUCGCCUUCAACAUUCUACAUCCUGGUGUCCUGAUCAACCGUAUCAUUGCUCGCAACGGUGUUCAGAUUGUCGAGAAGUCAUCGAACCGCUCUAGCAAGCACGAUACUCCUAUGUCAGACGCAUCUGCAUGA